AUGAAGCAACCAUUGAGGCCAGGGCCAAUCCAGACAUGAAUGAUAGAUUUCAGCAGUUCGAAAAAGAGGUGGCACAGUACCGAGAAGAAUCUGCCAAGGCUCAAGCUGAAGUUGAUCGUCUGUUGGAAAUCCUAAAAGAGAUGGAAAAUGAGAAGAAUGAUAAAGAUAAGAAGAUAGCUGAACUGGAAAGGCAAAUUAAAGAUCAGAAUAAGAAGGUAGCAAAUCUAAAGCACAAAGAACAGGUGGAGAAGAAAAAGAGUGCACAAAUGUUGGAAGAAGCAAGGAGGCGGGAAGACAAUCUUAAUGACAGCUCCCAGCAACUGCAGGUAGAAGAGUUGAUGAUGGCUAUGGAGAAAGUAAAACAAGAACUGGAAUCUAUGAAAGCAAAGCUAUCCUCUACUCAGCAGUCUCUGGCUGAGAAGGAAACCCAUUUAACCAACUUGCGGGCUGAAAGGAGGAAACAUUUGGAGGAGGUCCUAGAGAUGAAACAAGAAGCCCUUCUAGCCGCCAUUAGUGAAAAAGAUGCCAACAUUGCUCUCCUGGAGCUUUCAUCCUCCAAGAAAAAAACUCAAGAUGAAGUCGCUGCACUAAAACGCGAAAAAGACCGCUUGGUUCAGCAGCUAAAACAGCAGACUCAAAAUCGCAUGAAACUGAUGGCAGAUAAUUAUGAAGAUGAUAAUCUUAAAUCAUCUUAUUUCAAUCAAACUAAUCAUAAGCCCUCCCCAGACCAGGUAAUUCAGCCUCUUUUAGAUCUUGAUCAGAAUCGUAGCAAGUUGAAGUUAUAUAUUGGACAUUUGACAGCCCUAUGCCAUGACCGGGACCCUCUGAUUCUCCGUGGACUCACUCCUCCCACAUCUUACCACCUGGAUGAUGACCGUGCAGCUUGGAAGGAGGAGCUGCAGAAGAUGACCCUGGAGCAGCUUCAUGACGAGCUGGAAAAGGGUGAGAAGGACAGCACAGAGCUACAAGAGUUUGCAAAUGCCAUUCUCCAGCAGAUAGCUGAUCACUGCCCAGACAUCCUGGAGCAAGUUGUCAAUGCACUUGAGGAAUCAUCGUGACUGAAGCCAGCACUACUCCUCCACAGCAGCCUGCCACGGGGUCAAGCCCCACCAGUUCAAGGAGUCAUGAGGAUAUAAAAGCAUAUGAAAGGGGGAGGGGGAAAAACUUUUGGUGCACCUUUUUAUAAACAAAUGAACAUAAACUGGUAAUUCCUCCAGUCAAUAAUUACUGAACCAUGCCUGCGUUCAUCCUCUUACUGCCUUUCUCCAUUGGAAUAUGCCUCACAGUUACUUUCCCAUUGGCUCUGGGAUGUGUCUGCUCUGAAAUUUGCCAAGUCUAGGAAGUGUGAAGAGGCACUUGCCUUUAUUUUACUUUCCAAAUAGUAAAACUCUUUGGCCUGUGUGGGGAAUUGGAUGUCCUCUAAUAGUGUCUUAUAAUUGGCCAACAUCCAUUUAGCUAGAUUUGCUGCUUAUGUCGCUACAGGAGUAUUUGUCCUAAAGGAGAGGUGGGAAGUGUCCCAAAUUCUUAGGGAUGCCUUCUCUUAAAUAAGCACGGAUACGUUUUUGGGUUUUCCUUAUUGUUCUGCUUAUUGUGAGCCUCACUUUUGUUUACCAAAUGAGCUAUGAAAUGCUGGUGGCUAUUCUCUUCAGCUCGUUUUCUUGGUAUUUUAGUCAAUUUUACUAUAACACUAUUGAUAUAUUGUUGCAUUUUUUUUAAUAGUGCCUUUUUUUGUUCCACUUCUCUCAUUUUUAUCUGUUUCUGGGUUCUUAGGGAGAUGCUUCAUACCCACUGUGGUAUCUUCCAGAGCCUCCAUCAAUGUUUGAGCCUAGAAUAGCUUCUCUAAAUGACAUUAUGUUGACAUAUUACAAUUCACAGCCUAAUUAGGAAUCUGAAUAUUCAUUUGAAUUGUAUUCAUUAUGAAAACACAUUUUGGCAAUGGGCACUGCUACUUCUAUGCAUAAUUUAUUCUUUAGGCAUUCACUGGAACAAACUUUGGUUUUCCUAUAUUCCCAUCUUCGUUAAACUAAUGUUCUUAUUUCAGGUUUCAGGGUCAGGAGGAACCUAUAGAACAUAAAUAUGCUCCUUCCUUGACAAUGAAUGCAAUGUCUACAAGACAGUCUCACUCUUGAAGACUUUUUCUUCCCUUCCAGAUGUUAUAUUUCAUCCUUCAUCAAUAACAUUCUCUUUUCACCAGCUUAGACUUUGUCCCCUUUACCCCACCGCCCCAUCCCUUCCCAACACAUACUCAUCUUCAGAUCUGGAAAGCCAGCUCUCAUGAUGCCAUGAAUACAAUUAUAAAAGAAUGCAGUGGGGCCAAUUGGAUGUUCAUGUUGUCUUGGGGAUGCUUCAGAAGGAGGACUUGGUUUUGAAUUAUAAACAGUAUUUCUUUCUAUGGAUUUCCUAAUGAGAGGUUCAUAUUGGUCUUAGUUAACAUCUCCAUGGUUUUGGAAAUCUGUAAUGAUAGCUUUAAAGCCAGUGGCAAUAAGAGCCUCUGGUUUAUGCUUUUUGACAUAAAAGAGAAGAGACAUGAAUGAUCUUAAGUUGGCAGUUGCCUUUACCGGAAGGCAUAUAGACAGCAACUUUACAUACCAGAGCCACGCCUUUGGCCCUAUUGUUUGAGUAGCACAUUUUGGUAGGAGCUGCUGCUUUGAAAUCUUCCUCUCAGGUUUUUCUCCUUCAUCCCUAAUUACUCACUGUAGGAAUUUAAUGCUGCCCGUAAAACCAUCUCAGCCUUCAGGCCUAACAUUUGCCACCAAUACUUACUGGUUAUCCUAUUGAGUUAUAUGGUCGGAUCUCCAGCUGCCCUUGUUCCCUGCUGUAAAAUAAUCCACUCUCUGUAGGAAAAGCUCUGGAAUUUCCUUAUCUCUGGUUGAAAUUACUUCUGCUUGUAAACUUAUUGAGAUUCUCCUCCAUAGCCUUUUUUCUUUUUGCUCUGUUUGAUGGGGGAGUUUUUCUGAAAGAUGGCGAAGAUAGUUUGUGGUUGUUAUUUCAUUCUCACGUACUUAUUGCACCGUUUAGAAGUCACAGUAGUUUUCUAUGCUAAUGCUUCUUGAGCAUUAGGAGUUUUAAUUCAUCCCCCACAAUGUGGCUACACUAACUCAAAACUCGAUCUGUGUUACAAAAGGUAUCAUAUUCCCAGAACUAUGCAAAAGCCCCACUGCAGUGAAAUGGUGAUAAACGUUGUUGGCAUUCCAUUCACCAUAUUUUCCUGGGGGGUAGUGGGGAGAGAGAUUUGUUAAAUUAGUCUUUAUUGGUAUACAGUAGCAGCGCGCUAGCUGUUUGAAGCCUUGCCAUUCUAACCACAGAUAUGGAAUGGGUCUCCCAUGUCGCUCCUCUUUCCCUCCUUAUACAUAACUUUUUUAUCCUCUACCAUGAGUUCUCUUGCAUUUUAAGGGUGGAUCUAAGCCCUCAGUGAAGACUACAGAGAGAAAGAAUGUACAAACAAGUUCUUAUCUGCGAACAAUGAUCUAUCAGCAGUAAAUCACUGCAGGUAAUCUUGAUACAAUUUGAAAAGACAGUCAGUCUUUCUUCAUUUCUCUAGGAACUGUGGGGCUUGAAUAUAAGGUGUUGGCCAUGUCAUCUGGAAAUUCUGAAAGCUCCAAUCACAACUUCUCUGGAGGUUGUAAAGUUAGAAGUAACUCUGGAAGAACAUGAGCUUCUUAUUUCCUUUUAAUCAUAAGUAGAAGAUGGUUGACAAUCAUGUAGAUUUAAACAAUGUUGCCUUCAUUAUAAGACAGAAUGAAAUGCACAGAUCUAGAGUUUAUAGAUAAUAUCUGGUAAUCUGAUUUUUCACUGAACAGUCGCAGAUCUCAUCAGUUUUGAUAUCUUCAUUAGCCUGCUACAAAUAAGAUCAAGCCUUUGUGUCCAGAAAAUAUACCCCUGGACAUUUUUCUGUAAAAGCACCCUUUUUUUUAUGCACCUUGUUUCUCACUUCAGUUUUACAUAACUUUUGUUUAGAUUAGCCACGUUAAUAGAUUUUGCUUGUUGGGUAAUAAUAAGACUUGUCUAUUUUAAGAAAUUUUUCUUUCAAGCUCUAAAAAGCUAAUUUUCAGGUAAUAAAAUAUGUUCACUAUCUCCAAAAAUGCUACAGAGAGAGAAUUUGAACAUUUUUUAUUAAAUUGGUACAAUUAAGAGCUUUCUGAAAGAUUAAGGUAAUUUCUUAUCAGCUUCAUUGGAUUGUUUAAUGAUCCAGAUUCUCAUUCUAAUUUCAUCAAAACCAGAUUUCAGACAUAUUUAAAAGAAAUGGAACUUCAGCUUCAGAAUGAUACAGUUAUAAGGAAAACGAGACCCAUCAAUGUAAAACACCUUCCUUUUGUAAUGAUUCUAUUGCAAUCAAUACCUUUGGCCCUUGUUUUUACUUAGAAAUGCCAAGUACUAUCUGAAAAUCCCAAAGACUUGCAAUAACUAAAGGAAUAAAGAAUAUAGUAACAUAGAUGUGCCAUCAAACACCAUUUUAGAAGAAAAAAAUGUUUAUGUGAUGUUUGUGGGUUUUUUUAAGAUCACUAUAUGGGUAUAUAUAUAUAUCUACACCCAUGUUCAUCAGUAGUUUUAAACAUUUGUUUUCUCUGUCUAUUAAUUCUGAUAUUCUGUUAGGAAAAUAUCUCUGUCUGAAAAUAAAAUAAGUUUCCUUCUUAUGUCAUAUAAGAAUGUCACCAUAGCAUAGAAUCCUGGAGUGACCUUGGUCAAAUGAAAAUAGGAUACAUUUUUGUCGCCGUUGUUGGAAUCUGAUAGAUAAGAUACUACUAGUAGAAGUGAAAGCAGAUUGCUGUAUGUUUAACCCAUUCUCCCUUGGUAAAGGUGACAGAGCAGAGAAAUCGGGCAGCGGGCAGUUGGGGGCUGCCAAAGUUAACAAGACAAACUCUUCUCUUGCCAAACACUCAGUCUUAUCAGUGCAACCGGUGCUGUUUUUGUAAUAAAACCAUUUUUUACUUUUUCCAUUUAUAAAGGAAGCUGUUACCUUCUGAACAAAAUGGCUGUCUGUUGACAUUUUUUUAAACGAGAGAAUAAAAGCAUUUCCGAACUUUUUAGUGUCAAAGCGUAAACAUAAGAAUACUGAUUUUUCCAGUGCGUGUGGUGAGUGCUGUAACCCUGUCAUCAUUGGUAUUCUUGAAUCUUUCAGGGUUUUUUAAUUUUAUUUUUCUGUUUUGUUCUCUGCUUGUCAAUUUAUUGUCUGUGUGGUCCUCAGGCUGGGGCAGUUACUGACUGUGUGUCUAUUGUCCGACUUUAAAUAAAAAAGGUAGAGUAGAAAUGGAAAAGUUGUAUUUUAAAAAUAUAAACACUAAAUGUAUUGUCCAAAGGAAUUCAAAUAUGAAUAGGCAAAGUUGUGAACUCCUCCUCACAGUUGUCUAAGGAAACAAAUAUUUUAGGCUCAAGUUACCUUUCAGUUGCCUUUGUCAGACUAAGGAAGACCAGACCAGUGUGGCCUUCAUUGGAACAUCACUAAUCCUUGACUUUCUCACUGUAUCACUAUGGUAACAUAUGGCGUACCUUUAAAAGAGAAAAUAAAAUUAGUCUUGCCAUUGUUUUCUCUGAACUUCCCUAGUGAUUUAGUAGUGCACAUUUAAACUGAAGGGAUGUACUGAAGCUUAUGUGCAUACUCUGAACUUUUUUUUACGCAUAAUUUAAGUCAUAUUUCCAAUGCCUCUGCCAAUAUUUCCAUUGUUCCUUUGAAAACAUAAUCUUAAAGGGCUUGUCAUUGUGGUAGAAGAUUUCUACUACUGCUCCAGGGUUUGGCUAACUUAAAUAUGCAUAGCAUAAUUAGAUUUAUUAUUGCUGCUAAUCAUAUCUUACCAGACAUGAAUGUACUUUUGAAAGUUUAAACCUGGUUAGUUUUGGGAAUAUCUAUCACCUUUUCCAUCUGAAACAGCCAGUGUUUCAGCAGAGAUAUAUCUGAUUUACUAUCAACUGUUCCUGCCAGAAUAAGAACACUGAAUUUAUUGCAGAUGGUUUGUAAUUUCACCCUUGGGACAUUCUUAUUAAUGCUGUAUCUUAAAGAUUUGAGCCAAGUUUAAUUCAUAAUUGCCUUUAAUUUUUUUUCCCAUCUGGUUUUGGCUUAGGUGAAGUAAUGCAUCUUUCAGGCAUUGACCAAAUAAACUAGAAUUUGUCUUAAUACUGUUUUCAACGGGCAUCUCCUUAAAUACAAAUAGAUCAUAAGCUUGGCUUACCUAUAUUAGCACACUUCCAUCAUUGAUGGCUUGUACAUGCCAUUUUAAGGAUACGAUCACAUUGGUCCAAGUAAAUGGGCUUAUAUACAAAAGGUCCUCCUAUAACCUGAAAUGCAUGCUAUUUAAUUCAUCCCUGCCAAUACAGUAUGGUUAUUUUCAUCGGAUUCAAUUCAUGAUGAACUUAGAACAUUAAGUUCUGUUUUACCAAAUUAGUCAUGAAGGCAGCAUAGUGGGCUGUCAUAGGGGUGAAAAACUCUGGGAUGGCUCCCCCAUGUUUAUAUACCGCAGGUGGGGAUAAUAAAGAUGGGAUUUUUUUUUCUACUUGGAAAGUGAUAUGUUGCACUUUAAUAGAGGAGGAGACAAGCUUUGCAUAUAUAGUCUGACAUACUUUGAGUUCCUUGUGGAAGGACUAGCCGUGGGAGAGAAUAGAUGUCUGUAACGCAAGUGCAUAUGCUGCCUUCAACAUAUAUGUGUUUAAUUGAUGGAGUCAUGUUACUGACAAGAUAAUGAAUUGCAAAGAAAUUGUGUUAUAUAUUCAACUUUGCCUUGAUAAUAUAAACAUUUUUGUUCAGUUGUUUCUUUUUUAUUAACAAAGUUCAUGAGGAAAUUAUAAACUUGUUUAAAAAUUGUAUGUUACAUUCUUUUUUUAAAAAAAAACACCUUCAUACAGUAAAUGUUAAGGUCUCCUAUUCCAGCAUGCAAAGUGUUCAAAGUGGUGAUCAAAGUCUUCUGAUUGUUACCCUUCAUACAAUAUCCCUCAUGUGGGCAUGACAGUCCCCAGAUGUGUAGAUUUGGUGGGCUCAUCUUGGGAGGGAGUUGGGAGCAGCGUUCUUACAUCUUUACAUUUGGCACUGAAGGUAUGUUGAUUAUUCCACUGGUUAACUAUAAACGACACAUUCCUCUUUUUUAUUUUUUUUUUGGUUGAAAUUGGCUUGGCUUUUUUUCUUUUUUAGUACAAUAAAGGAUGUGCACUUCUGUAUAUCCUUAUGGACAUUAAUACAGUUUUUAUAACACAAAGUCCCCUUUGCAUCUGGUUCUCAAACUCACCUCUCCUCCACUGCUCACUCAAGGCAGUGGCUGCUGUUACCUCUCCGCCCCUGGUGCCCAUCGCGUGUAUAUUUCCUUGUGAUAAUUGCCCGAAAGAAAUUUGUGUGCCUGCUUUCUGAUAGUCAGUUAGUCUUUCUACAUAAUUCCAACCAGAGAAAAUUCAUGGGGGCUAAGAUUUUGGCUUGCCCCCCACCUGCCAUUGACAGUGUCACCCUAAUAUACUGACAAUGUCAAUUAUGUCCUCACUUUGUGUACUAGAAUAAAAAUACCCCCCUCCUCCCAUUAGUCUGAUGCUACGGCCACAGUUUCAAGAGACGUUUUCCCACUUGCACCUAACUAUGGCACAAACACACCCUGGCCAUCUUUUUCCUGCCACAUCUCCAUGAUGAUUGCCCCCAUGCCACUCAAGCACAUAAGGACAGCAUUUCAGCUCAGCAGGUUGGAAAGGUCCAAGGCAUAUAAAAUGUAUAAGGCUUGGCACCCAGUGUUCGGAAUUGGGGUCUGUCAGAGAUGGAAAAUUUUCUAAUUUGGAUGGUAUAAUUAGAGGUGUGCAGAGAGACAUCAGGGCAGAACAAGCCCCAGAAAGGAGAGAAAGAGACUGCAUGGUGGUUGGGUGGAGAGAGCAACCCUGCCGUGAUUGCGUGGCAAGACUGUCUUGUUUCUGGAACACUGAACACCAUUUUACUGAAUAGGAGGCACCCUAUUAUGAGGGAUAGCUGUGGUCAGUGUGGGGGGUGACAUGGCCACACAGAUGUGCUUGGGGAGGGGACCUUCCUGUGCCAGUGUGAAACACCCGAGACUCACCUGCCCUACUCCCUCACCUUCAAGACAACUUGAAAAGAUUUCAGCACUGCAAGUGUGUUGCCAAUUACCCCUCCAUUACCCUGUACAGGACAUGGGAAAGUAGCAGAAAUCCAUCGCCAUAAAGAAAAUGAAAAACUCAACCUUUUUUCACAAACGGCCACCUUGUAGUGCUAUUUUCCCCGUUAGGAUUAUAUCUCCUUAAUGACAAGGAUCUGAGCCAUGUUUAAAAUCCGUUUACUGAAACAGACAGACUUUAUAGUAGGAAUGUGCAAACUCCUGUUCUCUAGUUGAUAUUUGGGACCCCGACGUCCAGAGCCCUUACUGACGGCCAAGCUGUAGGAAAGCUAAAAUGCAAAACGUUUGGAGAACACAACUUAUUGUACAGGCGAUGUGGAUUCCUGUUCUACACUCAUCCUUCAGGGCUUUCUUCACUUUUAGCACCUACAGCAAUUGUGCCCAUUGGCUAGUUCCAACAUAUAAAACUUCAAUACAGGUAUUUAAAGUCUAUCUGCAAACAAUAAGUACGCUCUUUGUUUUAUGGGAUUUUGUUUACUUCUCCCAGUAGGUUCUGGGCAACUUAUAUUGUAUAAAACAACUAUAUGGCCAUAGGGACUUAAAUCAGUAGACAUUUUCUUUGAUUCACUACCUGGGAUUUAAUUUUGUUGAGUAAAAGAUGUCUGGCUACACAUCAGACUAGGACUUAUUAUACCUCCUCACAGUUGAUACCUUUUUUGGGAGCACAAUUGUGAAUGAAUUAAAUGCAAUUUUACAUUUGUCAUGUGAUGUCAUUCACGAGGCAUGCUUAGCACAAGGCAUGCUUAGCAUGCUUUUCCUAAAUACAGUGGAACCUCAGUUUACGAAUUUAAUUCGUUCCG
Molecule: messenger RNA, 8890 nt
Organism: Python bivittatus (Burmese python)
Lineage: Eukaryota; Metazoa; Chordata; Lepidosauria; Squamata; Pythonidae
Source: RefSeq, a predicted model, not a curated record